Messenger RNA from Peronospora farinosa, 1443 nucleotides. The record is from the annotation of a GenBank genome assembly. Lineage: Eukaryota; Oomycota; Peronosporomycetes; Peronosporales; Peronosporaceae.
AUGACUAGCGUCGCUCCUGCUACUUCAACAGCGUCCAUGUCUUCAUCCAAUGAAAGCACGUCACCACCUAUUAAACGUCAAAAACUUACUGAAGAAGGCGCAUCCGUUGCAAUUCUCGAGUCAAAAGACGGCAUCUUGGACGCAUCGUCAGUAACAAAAGAAAACGUUGACGAGAAGACACAAAAGAACGUCUCGGGAAGCUAUUCGAACGUGGCACUGAGUCUACAGAAGGAUCCGUCAUGGAUGCUUGGUGAUGUCGACAACUUUGGCGGAUUAGUUCCCAUUCCGUCCAUGAACACAGUACUGGAGAAACGUCCUUCGAGUCAGUUCUCGAUCGGCUCUUUGUUACCUUCUUCUGUGUCUGUAUCAGGUACGGAGGAACAAAGCACAAGUGCAUUAGGUACAGAGGAAGUGGUGAUGGACACUGGUGAGGCUACUACAGAUCAUGAAGGUCAAGGUCCUGCACUUGCAACGUCUACGACUGCUGUAGUCCCGACAAUGGCAGAAGGCUCUGGAGGGAAUACCAAGUACAUGGACCCUGAAACGGGUGAUUACAUGUACCCGGAGAACGUCAAGCCUAUGAGUUUUUACGACAAGCAGCGACUCGUGCAGAAGAUUACGAUGCUGCCUAGCCAGUAUCUCCGUGGACUUAUGGAUGUGAUCAGCAAGUAUCAGCCGGAUACAGUUCGUCAGAUUGAUGAUGAUGGCUACGCAUUUGAUCUUGGUCAAAUGAAUGAGAAUACUGUGUGGGCUAUUAGUGACUACGUCAAGGACUCGAUGAUUGAGUUGGAUGGAUAUAUUAAAUCUCUUAAUCAAACGGGUAUUACUUUAUCUACAGAAGAAGAGCGGCAAGUUGGGGGCACUAUUCUGACAGCAACGAGUGCAGGGACGACUAGUAAUGUGGCACGUCAUACUUCUGAUAGUUUGGCACUAACCCCGACCAAGAUGUUGGCUAUCACACAUAACGAGAACCAAAACAAGUUCUUGGAGCAGGUGGAGAUGUACUCGAAGCCAAAGGUGACGAAGUCACGCGUAAAACCCAGCAAGAAGCACGAAUGUCCGACGUGUACCAAGCAGUUUCGCGGACGCUCGGAGUUGCAGAAUCAUAUUCGAACCCACACGGGCGAGAAGCCACUUAAAUGUUCGUACGCAGGUUGCACGAAGCGCUACGCACACAGCUCGAACCUGCGUGCCCAUGAGCGUACACACGCUGGUAUCAAGCCCUACACCUGUCACUAUGACGGCUGUGGCAAGAGCUUUGCCCACUCAGUGUCGCUCAAGGAACAUAUUUGGAUGCACGCAGGGUUUCAGCCGUACGUUUGUCCGUACGAAGGCUGUCAGAAGAAGUUUACACAAGUUUCAAAUUUUGCACGACACAAGAAGACACAUGAGAAAGAGGACGGGCGCAGUGAGAAUGAGCAUUUUGUGGAAAGCGACAAUUAG